Salvelinus sp. IW2-2015 is the source of this 470-nucleotide messenger RNA. RefSeq names its product ladderlectin-like. Gene Ontology annotation, molecular function: signaling receptor activity. The record is from RefSeq and is a predicted model, not a curated record. NCBI's taxonomy places the organism in Eukaryota, Metazoa, Chordata, Actinopteri, Salmoniformes, Salmonidae.
UGACCACUCAGAUUGUGUUGUCGGAACUAAUCAUUUCAUCAUGAUAUUGCAUGAUAUCUCUCCCCCCUACAGAGUCUGAGGAGAUGGGAGCGAAGGAGAAGCGGGAACUACAAAUCAAGAGUUCAUCAUGCCCACCUGGUUGGCACAGAUAUAGGACACACUGCUAUCACUACGUCCCCUUCUUGGUGAACUGGCCAGAGGCAGAGCAUUACUGUUUGCUAUUGGGAGGUAACCUGGCGUCAGUGCACAGCCUCUCCCAGUAUAACUUCCUUCUGUCAGUCAUCCAAAGUAGUGCCAACGGAGCCCAGCGCACCUGGAUUGGAGCCAACGAUGCCAUCAAGAAGGGUCUUUGGCUGUGGAGCGAUGGGUCCAGGUUUAGUUACCAGAACUGGGGCCAGAAGCAACCCAGUGACCACAACAAGGUGCUGGGAAAGACAACACGAACGGCCGUGAGCAUUGUAUGGAGAUGA